Messenger RNA from Drosophila willistoni, 1594 nucleotides. It is a transcript of the gene Alg10, whose product is annotated as putative Dol-P-Glc:Glc(2)Man(9)GlcNAc(2)-PP-Dol alpha-1,2-glucosyltransferase. The transcript has 3 exons. Gene Ontology annotation, biological process: dolichol-linked oligosaccharide biosynthetic process; protein N-linked glycosylation. Lineage: Eukaryota; Metazoa; Arthropoda; Insecta; Diptera; Drosophilidae. The record is from RefSeq and is a predicted model, not a curated record. The coding region runs from base 171 to 1514 and encodes 447 amino acids. Gene Ontology annotation, cellular component: endoplasmic reticulum. Gene Ontology annotation, molecular function: dolichyl pyrophosphate Glc2Man9GlcNAc2 alpha-1,2-glucosyltransferase activity.
GAGUAAAGUAAAACCAGAGGGCCGGGGCUAGCUUUGACCGCGUCGAGUAAAGAGCUUUAAGAAUGUUAAGCAGUAGUAAACAAACAAAAUAAAUAAUAUAAAUGAACACAAAAUGCACAACUAAAACGAGACAGGAAACAAUAAAGAAGAUCUGAGCUAAAUCUGCAAUCAUGCACGGAUCCUGGAAAAUUGUCCUUCCCAUUGGAUUCGUGUUGUACUCCCUGCCGCUGUUUCUACGUGUCAACAGCACCUCGGACUACAUCAUUGAUGAGGAGUUUCACAUACCACAGGGCUUGGCUUUUUGUCGCAAGCAAUUCGAUGUGUGGGAUUCGAAAAUAACCACUUUUCCCGGGCUUUAUCUAAUUGCACUGGUAUUAAGUCCGUUGAACUACUGUACGGUAACUGGAUUGCGUCUUCUCAGUCUUACUGGUGCCGGUAUCAAUAUACUUUUGCUAUAUAAAAUACGACGUCGCUCUCUAGCCGGCAUCGGUGGCAAUUCGUAUGCAGCUCAUGAGGCCAUAACAUUGGCGGUCCUUCCGCCAUUAUAUUUCUUCAAUCAUCUCUACUACACGGACACACUGUCCCUGACCAUGGUACUGCUGUUCUACAACUAUUGGCAACAGGAGGCUCAUUUGCCGGCUGCUGUGUGGGGCGCGGCCAGUGUAUUAAUGCGCCAAACGAAUAUCGUCUGGGUAUGCAUGGGCUGUGGGAUCACAGUGCUGGAAACAUUUGUUCAGGAGGCUGCCAAAACACGUCGUAGACAUCGAUUUAGAUUGCUAGGAUCAGAGCUUUGGAUGCAAAUUCUGGCCAGCCCGCAAUUGUUGUGCAAUUGCAUUCUACGGAUUUUGGGGAAAUGCUGCUUUUACGCCUCCAUCAUAUUGCCAUUUGUCGGAUUUAUUUUCAUCAAUGGUUCCAUUGUGGUUGGCGAUAAGAGUGCCCAUGAGGCCACCAUUAAUUUGCCGCAGAUUUUCUAUUUUGCCAUCUUUGCUGCCGGCUUUGGGAUCACUAAUACAGUUCGACAAUUGGUAACGGCCCUUAGGCUGCUGCGUCAACAUCUGCUACUCUCUGGCCUGGCAUUGGUGGCCAUUGUAUUGGUGAUACAUUUGAAUACAGUGGUCCAUCCAUAUCUGCUAGCCGAUAAUCGUCAUUAUACUUUCUAUGUUUGGAGUCGUUUGUAUGGACGAAUAUGGUGGUUCCGUUAUGCCAUGGCAUUGCCCUAUCUCAUUGCCUUGACCAUGUUGGGCUCCGGAUUAAGGCAUAUGCCGGAUAGUUUUUUGCUUAUGUUUCCCCUAAGCUUGGUACUUGUUCUGUGCUUCCAGCGAUUAUUAGAGGUGCGAUAUUUCCUUGUGCCAUACAUAAUCUUUAGACUGAAUACACGACCCACACGCAAGGGACAUGCAGAGUGGCUGGAAUUGGGUGUGCAUCUAAUGCUGAAUGUGGCCACCUUUUAUAUAUAUUUCACCAAAGAAUUCUAUUGGGAAAACUAUCGUACACCGCAGAGAAUCAUUUGGUAAAUCAUCUGAAUCAUGAUUGUCAAUUAUUAAAUUGCUUUUCUUUAUUCGUUGCAUUGCUACUUGAGAGAAAUUGCUCUACA